AUGUGGCCGAACGCUAUGAGAUUCGCCCACCCGAAGAGCUCGUUGCCCACAGACUGGAUCGAACACGAGGGCUUCUCCGUCCUCGACAGUGUGCUGGAAUCCCUCCGAUAUGUGGUGGUGAACCAGGUUCCUGCCCCCCGAGUUUUCGAAGUCGCAGUGGACAAUGCGGCUUCGGGGAAAUUGCCGGAGAUGGAUCGCAAAGUUAUAGCCGGCCUUCUGAAGAAAGGCUGUGCAAAAGUACGCCGGCUGCGAGCAAAGACAGAGAUGGAUGGUUGGCUGCAGAAGAAAAAGAAGCCUAAGACGGGCCGCAAUAAGGUUGGCGAAGAGAUCGAUGCUAUGCUUGACGAGAUUGAUAAUGAAGCUCCGCCUGACUGGGAUGAGAUUGAAGAGAACAAAAAGCUGGAGGAGCAGUUUGGUGACUUGAGCCGUUUUACGGCUGAGGAGGUUGAGGACCUGAUGGGAUGCUUGAGUUCUCCAGAGAUGAUUGAUGAGCCGCAGUCUAGCGAUCCUGCAGAUCGUGAGCCCGAGGCGGGCGAUGGAGAUCGUGAGCCCAAGGCGGGCGAUGGAGAUCGUGGGCCCAAUGCGGGCGCUGCCCAGCAGAAGUACGCAGAGGCUCAUUUGAAGAUCUUUGGGUCCGAUGCCAUCACGUUGGAUGAUAGUUCCAGUGAAACCGAUCUGGCUACGAUGGAAGCUUUAGUGGAGCAGAGAAAUUUUGUGCAUCCAGAUGCCGUUGCCGCCGAAAAGGAGGAGCAAGGAUUGGAUACUUCCAAGGGCAAUGCCAAGAAAAGGGCCAGCGGGGACACGAUUCCGGCUGAUGAGGAGGAUAAGAAGAAGAAAAAAGGAAAAAAGGCUCCGGAGGAGCCCAACAAGACUUUCGCCGGUCGCCCGCCGCCGACAACCACGCCGUUUCUCUGGAGAUUCAAGUUUGCUGCUGAAGCUUUCCAGGAGCAUUUGUCCGGAAAAGUCGCGAUGGCGAAAGACAAAGCCGAGCGAAAGUUCCUGGCAUAUGUGUCCGAGCAGGGCCUCAGCACGAUGACUGAUCAGACAGAAAUUGAAAUCUUCUGUCACGAUAUGGCAGUGGCAUUUCUGCUGCACGAGGUGCCCCGCAAUGGCUCUGGCUUCGAGCUGAUGCUCAUCGACAAAGGAGGCAGCCUGCAGUGCUUUAUCGAAGCCGAGGGAGAGGUCACCUUCGACCGGGUUCAUACGCCGGGUGUGGUCGAUGAUUUCGAGUUAAGGCGGCCACCCGACGGCGACACGGCCCGCCAAGCACAGGCUGAGCUUCGAGCUGCAAAGGUGGAGCUAAUGGAGGCUACUGCAGAGGACUCGCAAGCCACACAGCCCUGGGAUGGAAUACCGGCACCCGCUGCCAACGACUUCGACGAUGACGACUUGGAAAAGGAGUUGGAAAGGCUUAUGAGCGAAGAGGACGCCGCAGCUUCCGCCCAGGCUUCUGAGCCUGAAAGCAAUAGCAAGAUGCAGGCACUUGAACAAGAACAGGCUACGCUGAAACAACUAUACGAAGAAGCUGUGGCCCGCAUUGCUAAGCAGAAGCUAGAGGCCACUACGCAUGGCACAGCAGCAGCAGAAGAAGAAGCCGAGAAGAAAAGAAAAGCAGCAGCAGCAGCACAGGAAGCCGAGGAGAAAAGACAAGAAGCAGCAGCAGCAGCAGCAGCAGCAGCAGAAGCCGAGAAGAAAAGACAAGAAGCAGCAGCAGCAGAAGCCGAGAAGAAAAGACAAGAAGCAACAGAAGCAGAAGCCGAGAGGAAAAGACAGGCAGCAGCAGACGAAGCCGAAAAGAAAAGGCAGGAAGCAGCAGCAGCAGAAGCCGAAAAGAAAAGACAGGAAGCAGCAGCAGCAGAAGCCGAGAGGAAAAGGCUCGAAGCAGCACUAGCCGCAGAGAUAGAAGCAGCUGAUGCCCAGAAGAAACGCCGAGAGGAAGCACUUGCAGCAGAAGCAGCUAAGAAAGCACAAGAGGCAGCAGCAGCAGAAGCAGCAGACACCGAAAAGAAACGGCAAGCAGCUGUUGAGGAUGAAAUCCGAAGAAUGAGGCAACGGCUCCAGGAGCUGACGGGGGAGACGCCACCGACAAUCGGCACGAGCAACUUCAAACGUGCACACAGCCCCACACGAGCAGCACCGAGCCGGAGCUUGGAUCUAUCGCCACUUUCGAAACAACUCAAACAGGAACACGAGGAGGAGGAAAGGCUCAAAAGGGAGGUUGCAAAUGCUACGAAGAAGGCGAAGUUGGAUGAAAUCCAAAGGAAGAAUGAGGCCAUGCGACAAAAGCUCUUGGCCUUGGGCAGCAGUGCUUCGACAAACUCCCCGCCCGCAGCAACUCCGAACCCCAGUGCUUCGCCGGCCCCGGCCGCAACAAAUGCGAACCCCGCUCCUUCGCCGACCCCGGCCGCAACACCUGCUUCGCCGAUCCCACCCCCGCCUCAGGGCCCACCCCCACCUCAGGGCACUGCGACCCCUCCGACAACGAUCCCAGCAGCUGCUCCUCCCGAGACUUCGACGAGUGAACCGACUGCUGCUGAUGAAGCGAACACAGUGGCACGAAAAGAAGCGGCCGCAGCGAUCCAGACGGAUAUGAUCAAGGAGUACAUGGCGAGUGGACAGGACGUGAACAAGGUCACGGUGGGGAUCAUUUUGAAGGAUAUGAUGGUUGAGCAAGAAAAAAAGACAAAGCAGUCUUUGACGAGAGAACAGGUGUUCACGCACUACGCCCCCAACGAACAGAAAGCGAAGGAUGCCAUUGACUUUGCUGUCCAGCAAGGCUGCCGGGACGAUCCGAACUUCCCUGCUGGUUCGGGGAACCUGCUGUACAAUAUCUUCACAGAGUUUUCCGAGACUGAGCUCUUCGAAAAACGUCGCGAGAUCGAGGCAAGCAUCAAACCACUUGCCUCCGACAACAGACCGGAAGCCAAAAAGCUGUUCUCAGAACUGCGACUUAGUGGCAAUUCGUUGGCUUCGCUUCGUUCUGGUUCUCUUUCUUCGAAAAACCCUUAA
This is a messenger RNA of Symbiodinium sp. CCMP2592, 3009 nucleotides long. The record is from the annotation of a GenBank genome assembly. Lineage: Eukaryota; Dinophyceae; Suessiales; Symbiodiniaceae.